Molecule: messenger RNA, 2916 nt
Organism: Stegostoma tigrinum
Lineage: Eukaryota; Metazoa; Chordata; Chondrichthyes; Orectolobiformes; Stegostomatidae
Gene: ntsr1
Product: neurotensin receptor 1 (high affinity)
Exons: 4
Coding region: 419-1405 (328 amino acids)
Biological process (GO): neuropeptide signaling pathway
Cellular component (GO): plasma membrane
Molecular function (GO): G protein-coupled neurotensin receptor activity
Source: RefSeq, a predicted model, not a curated record
ACAAAUCUCACAUGGGGAUAUCACGCCCCCUCCCCUCACAAUCCGCACUCCAUCCCAAAAGCAAAGCAAUGUCAAAUUGUCCGCAAACAAUGCACUUUCUAUCUUGCUCGUCUGUUGUAGCUGCCCCAUCCAACUCGGUUACAGCGUCUAACCAAUAUGAAUUCCGGUCAAUGUAUUGCUUAAAAGCGCAGAAUCUGAGCCAUUUGGCCAAUUAUUUUGGCCCAGUCCCUCCGCUCAGUGCGUCACCUUCCGAGAAAGAUCCUCGAGGGGCAACCGAACCUAUAAAAGGUCCUGCUCCAUUCGCCAGCAACCAGUACACUCCCGGGCGCUGGGAUCAGGCUGAGCACUCGGACUGGUCCCGACUGCAGCCCACACUAUCUCUCUCUCACACACACACACACGCACACACACACUGAAAAUGAGCCUUGUCUUAAACACCAGUUUGGAGAGGCACGAUGGUCUGAAUGGGUUGCCAGCUGACCAUCUGGCUGGAUUUGGGAUUAAGAAUGUCACCCAGGAGCAACCAGGAGCCGGGGACAGCGAUCUAGAUGUGAACACUGACAUCUAUUCCAAGGUGGUCGUCACUCUGCUGUACCUCGGCCUCUUCUUCCUUGGCUCGCUGGGAAACUCGAUCACUCUGCACACCCUGGUCAGGAAGAAGACUUUGCAGAACUUACAGAGCACCGUGCAUUACCACCUGGCCAGCCUGGCUUUCUCGGACCUCCUCACCCUGUUCCUGUGCAUGCCCAUCGAACUCUACAACUUCAUCUGGGUGCAUCACCCCUGGGCGUUCGGGGAUGCCAUCUGCCGGGGUUACUAUUUCCUCCGGGACGCCUGUACCUACGCCACAGCGUUCAAUAUCGCCAGCCUGAGCAUCGAGCGCUACUUGGCUAUCUGUCACCCAUUCAAAGCCAAGACCUUGAUGUCCACCAGUCGCACCAAGAAGCUCAUCUCCAUGAUCUGGCUCCUCUCAUUCCUGCUGGCCACCCCGAUGACAUUCACCAUGGGUGAAAAAUACGGGACCACAGACCCUGAUCCAAAUGAUUUGAUCUGCACCACUAUUGUGAACGAAUCGACUGUCAAAACAGUCAUCCAGGUGAAUGCAUUUCUCUCCUUUGUUAUACCCAUGGUAAUCAUUUCAGUCCUGAAUACAAUCAUCGCUAAUCAGCUAAUAGCGAUGUUCAAACAAGCAGCUCAAGAUGGCCAGGUAUGCACAAUUGAAGGACAGCAGACCACACUAAGCAUGUCAGUGGAGCCAAGCCGUGUCCAGUCUCUCCGACAUGGAGUCAAAGUUCUCAGGGCUGUAGUCAUUGCCUUUGUUGUCUGCUGGCUCCCAUAUCACAUACGCCGACUUAUGUUCUGUUAUGUCCCCAAGCAUCGCUGGACAGGAUGCUGCCUGACUUGAGUAUUUACAGCAUUUUCUAUUUUUAUUUAACUACUGUACUUCCCUGGAACUUACUGACAUCAUUUUGUGUUGAUGCAAAAAGGAUGAAAAUAAGUGAUUCAAACCAUGAUGGGAAAAUAGAGAUAUCAUCAAAGCAACACUCAAAAAAUGAGCAAAUGCAGCCAGUAAACCAAAAUGAGAACAAAAUCUACAACUUCCUUGCUCUGUGCACGUGCAAUCAUACACAUAACUAUAAGUACAUUAACACAUAUGUGCAUGCACACACACUCACAUGAGUCGGAUUGAGUUAACAGUCAGAAUGUUUUAAGUAAUCACAAUUUUACAGCUUAUUAAUAAAACGAAUAGAUGGAAUGCCUGCAAUUUACUUCAAUUCAUUCACUGUGAUUGUUCCUGACAACUAGGCACAUUAGGUCAACCACCAAUGAUUGAGUGUUAUGUAAGGCAAAUUUGGCAUUAGACAACUGUUGCUUUCAGUAUCGUCACUCUAUUCCAAUGUGAAUCCUUUUUAUUUUAUUCUCCUAUAUUCAACAUAACCUCAAAAAUGUGUAAUAUUAUGUGUCUGAAUGUAAGCUUGUUCCUGCAUGUUUGGAUAGAUUACAACAUGCAAACAACAAUGUAUGCCUACUCCAUAUUGUGCCAAGCAAUUAAUAACCUGAGAGUGGAACUAUCCUUCAAUAGCAUUGUCCUUCCUUUCAGAAGGAAGUGAUAUAAAUCAUAAAAGUACAUAUUGAUUCAUAUUUUUUGCAAAUGAUGAAAUGACAUUCCUGAGACAGUUUCUGUAAAGAGUAACCUGCCAUAGAAAUGAUAUCAUAACAUUGCAUCGGUGUAAAUUUGUUACAGUGAUUUUGCUGCAAUGGAGUUAAUCAUUGAAGUCUUAUGACAGGUAUCGGCUAUGUAUAGUAGAUCUUCUCCAUAUGUCUCCUUUUUGGGAACAUUUACAAAGCUUUUUGUGAGCAGAUUGUUUGCAUUUUGGAAUUGCAUAUAUAUUUCCAGUGUUUACAAAGAAACUUUCAGGUUUUGAUUAACUGAAGCCAAAAGUUAGCUUUCUAAUAUAAAGGCUUUUCUAAACUGUGUGUGUGUUAGGUCAGGAUUCUUGUUAGACUGUCUGUGCUAUAGAUUGUAUGUAAAACAUGACUAGAUCUUUAAAAAAAACAUGUUCAGCAAUGGCUAGUGCAAUGAAUGUUUGAAAGUACAGAUGUUGUUCAGUGUAUCAGUAUUUUCAGAUUGAUAUUUAUCUGUUAAGUCUACGUUUGGUCUAAUAUAGUGUUAAGCAUUGUUCAACUUACAAUGUUAUGCUCUGUUAAUGUUUUUUAUGGCUGUCAAUGUGUGAGUUUCCGCUGUCUGUAUUUACUGAUUCUUUUGACCCUUUAAAUUCACAAGAUAUACAAAUCAGUUCCCAAGAAAUAACUACACAAAGUUCUGGCUUACACAUUGCUUUACUUGUAAUAUUGGUUACCAAUGAUAUGAGUUUUAAGUUAGCAGUAGGUAUUAAAGAGAACAAUAAAGUUUCA